Messenger RNA from Schistosoma intercalatum, 3111 nucleotides. The record is from the annotation of a GenBank genome assembly. Lineage: Eukaryota; Metazoa; Platyhelminthes; Trematoda; Strigeidida; Schistosomatidae.
AUGAGCCUGAACCUAUAUGAAGCAUCACGGAUUAAAAAUCGUGCAGAUGAACGUGAUCAUAUACAAAAAUGUUUGUUUACCAACUGGAUUAAUGCUCAAUUAGAUGGAGUCUAUUCAUCGGAAUUUCUCAAUUAUCUAUCUUAUCCAAAUGAUCUACAUAAUAGUUGGGCAUAUCAUAAUAGUUCAAUGAAUAGAUUAACACAUUCACCAUCAUGGGAAGUAUCAUCAUCUACACAUAGAUCCUAUGCUAUUGGACAUACUUAUUUAGUGAAAGAACUAUAUAACGAUUUACGUGAUGGAAGAAUUUUACUACGUUUAUUAGAAUUACUUUCAGGAAGACAAUUUACAAGAAUUAAUCAUAGCAGAAUGCGAAUUCAUCAAUUGGAGAAUAUCAAUAAAGCACUUGAUUUUCUUUAUGAAGAAGGAGCACAUCUUGAAAAUAUCGGUGCACAAGAUAUUGUCGAUGGUAACCCAAGAAUUACAUUAGGUCUAAUAUGGACAAUUAUAUUACAUUACCAGGUUCAGGAUAUCGUUGUCAAAGAAUCAGAUGAAACUGGUGAAGUUAGACAUGCAAGAGAUGCUUUACUACUUUGGUGCCAGCUUAAAACAGCUGGAUAUCCUCAAGUUGAAGUUGUUGAUUUUACAAAAAGUUGGCGAGACAGUUUAGCAUUUGCAGCUUUACUACAUCGACAUUAUCCAGAUUUGAUUGAUUAUGAACGAAUACGUCAUAUUGAUAGUUUACAAGUACGGCUAGAAAUUAUCUUUCAACGAGCAUAUCUACAUUUAGGCAUACCAAUACUCAUCGAAUCAAAAGAUUUUACUCAAACAUGUUGGCUAGAAGAACGUUGUGUAAUGACUGUUGUUGCGACAUGGUAUCGUUAUUUAACCAGUUCACAUAAUACAAAAUUAUCAUCGGAACGUGUUAGUAAAGUGAUUCAACACAGCUUAAUUAUAAGUCACAAAGUAUUUGAUUACAUUAAACAAGCAAAACGAUGGCUUAAAUGGUCCAAUGUAAAUAUUAAGCAGAUUAACCAGUUGCUAAUUAAGUUACAAGAAUCGAAUCACAUUAGAAAUGAAUUGGAUGUAAAGCAAGAAUUACAGAAUUUAAUGAUUUGGCGCCGAAAAGAAAAAGCAGAAAAAAUGUCUGAACUAGUCCAAUUAGAAACCCUGUUAACUGAAAUUCACACUAGUCAAUUGGCUGAAUCACAUCGAUUAUUCAAACCGCCAAAUGGUUUCAGCCUUAAUGACUUAGAAGAAUCUUGGAAAUGUUUAAUCACAGUUGAACAUAAUUGUCAUUUGGCUAUUGUAGAUGAAUUAAUCCGCCGAGAAAAUGUAAGUCUAUUAGGCAUAAAAUAUGAACGUAAAAUUGAAUUAUGCUUAAAUUGGUUACAAGAGAAUAUACAAAUUAUUAAUUUAGCAACACAAACUGAAGAUAUGAAAUUAUUAGAACAAAUGAAUCUAUUUAAAGUAUAUUUGAUUCAGUUAACUACUACUACUACUACUACUACUCAUGAACACUCCCAGGAAUUUCAGCAGGAAUUUCCACUUCAUCAUUUAAUCAUUACUCGUCAUCAAAUUACAUUAUCACAACAGAAACAUUCCGCUUUUAUGAAUGAUACAGAAACGUAUAUUCAUUUAAAAUUAUAUAAAUUAAAUGAAUUAUUACAAAGGUUCACAGGAUCAUCUAUGCCUCAAUUACAAUGGGAUAAAUAUCAAAAUCAAUGGAAUCAUUUAUUAAUAAUCAAUAAUCGAUUACAAAUGAAAUUAUAUCAUCGUGAAAAUAAUUUAAAAUUCUAUCAAGAAUGGUUAGAUUAUUUAUUACAAUUCAAUAAUCAGUUUGAGAUCAUUAAUAAUCAAUAUAAACAAAUCAAUCAAUUAAUCAAAGAAAAUCAAAUCCAUUUAGUGGAUACCUAUAUAGAUCAAUUACAAAUCGAUAUCAAUCAAUUGAUGAUAUGGAUUGAAUCUGUAAAAACUUUAUUGAAUAGAAUAGAUCAUUCUGAAGAGAAAGAUCUUGAUGAUGAUGAUGAUGAUGAUGAUGAUGAUGAUAAUAAUCAUCAAUCAAGAUCAUAUUUACAAAUCAAUAUUAGACAUAGUUUAGAAUCUAUUCAAUGGUAUCAUACAAAUCUUGAAAAGAUUUUAUUAGAUAUAAAUCAAUGGAAUACAAUAAUAAAAAAUGUAUAUCGUUUAUUGAAUGAAAUGAAUGAAGAAUUAUUAUGGAUAAAAGAUCAAAAUGAUUCAAUUAAACCCCUUGAAUUUCUUAAAGAGGAACUGGUUGAAAAUUUCGGUCAGGUUGGUGUACAGACUCAUCAUUUGCAAAGUAGAUUACAUCUACUUAAUAAGGAACUUCAGUUAAGAUACGGAAUUAAUUAUUAUGACCAUCAUUUUUCUUCAUCAAAUCAAACAUUGUAUGAAGAAUUACAUCAAAUUACAACUAAGUUGAACCCUAUGAAUUUCAACCAACUAACCAUGAAUGAUAUUUCUCUAAUGAGUAUUUUAAAUAAGAUACAUCUUGAUGAAUACAAAUCAAAUGAAACUGAAGAAUAUCAUGGAAAUGAAAUCAUCGGGGACUUGAAAAAAUGCUCACUAAUACGAAUAUAUGAAGAUAUUAUAUUAUCUUUAGGUAAUAUGCAUCUAUCCAAUUUUCCAUUGGAUAAUUCAACAUGUACAAACGAUCAGAAUAUUCAACAUAAAGAACAUUGUGCAAAAGUAGUUGAAUUCGUUACAUUGUUACAGAGACAAUGGAGUAAACUGCUGAUUGCAAUUGAAGACAUAAAUGUUAAACUAGCAAGACAUCAUCAAUAUUUAAAUGGAUUAUAUAGCUUAAUUAUACUCAAUACUAAAAUUGAAGAAACUAAUUUAAGAAUAUGUGAAACAUAUAAUGGUGUUCAAUUGAUAUCAAUGCUUGCCGACUGUUGUCUUGAACCUGUUCGAGAUAAAACAACACAGAAUGAAGUUAUUGAUAUGUAUAAUACGAGAAUGAAAUCAACAACAAUUACGAAUACAUUGAAAGAACAAAAAGCUAUAACAAUUAAUAAAGAAAUUGUCAUUAAUUCAACAUUAAGGCAAAUGGAUCAUGUAAGUAACAAGCCUAUAGUGACCAUGUUGAAAUGA